Molecule: messenger RNA, 1170 nt
Organism: Caenorhabditis briggsae
Lineage: Eukaryota; Metazoa; Nematoda; Chromadorea; Rhabditida; Rhabditidae
Gene: Cbr-cpr-6
Product: Protein CBR-CPR-6
Exons: 8
Coding region: 1-1170 (389 amino acids)
Cellular component (GO): lysosome
Molecular function (GO): cysteine-type endopeptidase activity
Source: RefSeq, a predicted model, not a curated record
AUGAAGACGUUACUUCUCCUCUGCUGCCUGGCAGCAACCGUCUAUUGCGCUUGCAAUGACAACGUUGAGUCUGUCCUUGACAAGUACCGCAACCGCGAAAUCGACUCUGACGCCGCAGAACUUGAAGGAGAUGAGUUGAUCGACUACAUCAAUGAUAACCAGAAUUUGUGGACCGCCAAGAAACAAAAACGUUUCACCUCCGUUUAUGGAGAAACCGACGACAAGGCCAAGUGGGGAUUGAUGGGCGUCAACCAUGUCAGACUUUCUGUCAAGGGAAAGCAACACCUUUCCAAGACCAAAGACCUCGACUUGGACAUCCCAGAGAGUUUCGAUUCUCGUGAGAACUGGCCAAAAUGCCAAUCCAUCCGCAACAUCAGAGAUCAAUCCAGCUGUGGAUCCUGCUGGGCAUUCGGAGCUGUUGAAGCUAUGUCCGACCGCAUCUGCAUUGCUUCUCAUGGAGAACUCCAAGUCUCGCUUUCUGCUGACGACCUUCUCAGUUGCUGCAGGAGUUGUGGAUUCGGAUGCAACGGAGGAGAUCCGUUGGCUGCCUGGCGUUACUGGGUGAAGGAUGGAAUCGUCACCGGUUCCAACUACACCGCCAACAGUGGAUGCAAGUUUCCAAUAUUGACAUUUCAGCCAUACCCAUUCCCACCAUGUGAGCAUCACUCCAAGAAGACUCACUUUGACCCAUGCCCACACGAUUUGUACCCAACUCCAAAGUGCGAGAAGAAAUGUAUUGCCGACUACACUGACAAGACAUAUUCCGAAGACAAAUUCUACGGACACAGCGCUUACGGAGUCAAAGAUGAUGUCGAGGCCAUCCAGAAGGAGUUGAUGACGCAUGGACCACUUGAGAUCGCUUUCGAGGUCUACGAAGACUUCUUGAACUAUGACGGAGGAGUCUAUGUGCACACCGGAGGAAAGCUUGGAGGAGGACAUGCCGUGAAGCUUAUUGGAUGGGGAAUCGAAGAUGGAAUUCCAUACUGGACAUGUGCCAACUCAUGGAACACUGACUGGGGAGAGGAUGGAUUCUUCCGUAUCCUUAGAGGAGUCGACGAGUGCGGAAUUGAAUCUGGAGUUGUUGGAGGAAUCCCAAAACUUAAUAGUGUCUCUUCUAGACUCAGCAGACAUCAUCGCCGCCACGCUCACUACCAUGAAGUCGACAACUGA